This is a messenger RNA of Dentiscutata erythropus, 189 nucleotides long. NCBI's taxonomy places the organism in Eukaryota, Fungi, Glomeromycota, Glomeromycetes, Diversisporales, Gigasporaceae. The record is from the annotation of a GenBank genome assembly.
AUGAACGUUAUACGAUAUAUUUUAUUACUCGUUACCUUUAUCAUCUUGGCAGUAAAUUCUUUUCCAAUCCAAGAUUCUUCUGAAAACGCUACAAUGAUACCAAUGAUGCCAAUGAUGCCAAUGACGCCGAUGACAAUGAUGCCUAAACCAACCUGCACUUCUAAUUGUCAAUAUCCUUAUCAUACAUAA